Molecule: messenger RNA, 1110 nt
Organism: Rhodamnia argentea
Lineage: Eukaryota; Viridiplantae; Streptophyta; Magnoliopsida; Myrtales; Myrtaceae
Product: aquaporin PIP2-7
Exons: 4
Coding region: 114-956 (280 amino acids)
Biological process (GO): transmembrane transport
Cellular component (GO): plasma membrane
Molecular function (GO): water channel activity
Source: RefSeq, a predicted model, not a curated record
CUCACCCCAGCCUCAGCUAAGAGAAACCUCACAGAGCUACAGAAUAGCCCAAAAAAACCAGAGCUCGUCUUGUUGUUGUCGCUGUUAACAGAGCUCCUCGAAGAGCGAAGAAGAUGUCGAAGGAAGUGCGCGAGGAAGGACACGCCCCACAUGGGAAGGACUACGUGGACCCCCCACCUGCUCCUCUCCUCGACAUGGCCGAGCUCAAGCUCUGGUCCUUCUACAGAGCCCUCAUUGCGGAGUUCAUCGCCACCCUCCUCUUCCUCUAUGUGACCGUCGCCACCGUUAUUGGCCAUAAGAAGCAGACCGGGCCUUGCGACGGCGUCGGUCUACUAGGCAUCGCCUGGGCCUUCGGUGGCAUGAUCUUCGUGCUCGUUUACUGCACUGCUGGCAUCUCUGGUGGGCACAUCAACCCGGCGGUGACAUUCGGACUAUUUUUGGCGAGGAAGGUGAGCUUGAUCAGGGCAGUGUCGUACAUGAUCGCCCAGUGCUUGGGCGCCAUCUGUGGUGUAGGGCUGGUGAAGGCAUUCAUGAAGCCCUUCUACAACUCGCUCGAAGGUGGUACCAACACGGUGAAUGUGGGCUACAGCACCGGCACGGCUCUGGGUGCUGAGAUCAUCGGCACUUUCGUGCUAGUUUACACGGUGUUCUCCGCCACUGACCCAAAGAGGAGCGCUCGUGACUCUCACGUGCCCGUUUUGGCUCCAUUGCCAAUUGGUUUUGCAGUGUUUAUGGUUCAUUUGGCCACCAUCCCCAUCACCGGCACCGGCAUCAACCCGGCUAGGAGCUUUGGUGCUGCCGUCAUCUACAACAACGACAAAGUCUGGGAUGACCAGUGGAUCUUCUGGGUUGGACCAUUUGCGGGGGCACUAGCAGCAGCAGCAUACCACCAGUACAUCCUCAGAGCAGCUGCCAUCAAGGCCCUCGGAUCCUUCCGCAGCAACCCCACCAACUAAAAUCUCUAUUUUUCUUUUUGUUGCACUCUUUUAUCCAAUUUGUUCGUUUGUGUGAAUGAAAGAGAGAACUGUGAUGAUGGAUGGUGAUGGUGGUGACGAUGGGGCCCCCCCCUCUUAAUUUUAUUGAUAUGCUUCGUUAUCUGUGAGUGGGUAA